UAAAGCUUGAUUUUGUAUUUUCAUUGAUUAAUAUGGUUACUGUUACAAUUAAGUACGUAGUAACUACAUAUAUUAACUUGUGCAUGUGUGACCUUUUUAUUAUUCAGCUUUACUGGUUAUAUGAUUAUAAUUUAUAUACACAGCACGUCAAGAGAAAUUUCUGAUCUUGAAGGGCAACUCAUUGCGUUGAGAAACCACCUUUCCAACCGGGCUUCUAUAAUCCAAGGAUUAGCAGAAGGCACAAAUCUUAACUACCUGGCAGCACCAGAAGGUUUAUCAGAAGAGGAAAUCUUGAGCUUUGAAGCAAGGGAGCCUACAAAUAUAGACAAAUGGAGAGUAGAAUUCAUGGAGUCGCUCGAAGUGUUGUUGGCGGAGAGGCGCGUGGACGAAGCAUUGGACGCAUUAGACGAAGGAGAAAGCGUGGCGAAGGAGGCGAGAGAUCGCCAAACGUUACCCCCAGCUGCUUUACAGUCCUUGCAGACCGCCAUUUCCGAACAGAGACAAAAGUUAGCGGACCAAUUGGCAGAUGCCGCGUGUCAGGCCUCGAUCAGCGGCUAUGAGCUCCGAUCUGCUGUAAUGGCGCUGAAACGGCUCGGAGAUGGCCCCCGCGCGCACACGCUGCUCCUCACAUCUCACCAGCAAAAGCUCAAGAGCAACACUCAAUCGCUUCACCCCUCCGCCGCUUCGCACGGAGUGGCGUACGCGGCGGCUCUUUCGCACCUCGUUUUCUCCACAAUCGCGCAAGGAGCGAGCGAUUCCUUAGCCAUAUUCGACGAUGAACCGGCGUACUCCUCUGAGCUAGUGACGUGGUCGGUGAAUCAGACCGAGGCUUACGCUCAGCUCAUCAGGAGACACGUUCUGGCUUCUCCGGCCGCCUCUGGCGGCCUGAGAGCCGUCGCCGAGUGUGUCCAGAUCUGUUUAGGGCAUUGCUCGCUUUUGGAAGCUCGCGGGUUAUCGCUUUCGCCGGUCCUGCUGAAAUACUUCAGGCCGUGUGUGGAACAAGCCUUGACAGCUAAUCUGAAAAGGAUUGAGCAGUGUACGGCUGCGCUUGCUGCUGCGGAUGAUUGGCUACUGGUUCAUUCGCCUAUGGGAUCGCGCUCUUUGGGAGCUGCGCCUCUUGGCGCGAUGAUUUCUCAACCUAAGCUCUCCACCAGUGCUCAUAAAUUCAACACCAUGGUUCAGGUGAUUAUUGACCUAACGAAAAGAUUCAAGACGUUACAUUGUUCCUCUCAUUCAGGUUUUCACUAAGUCAUGCAAUAAUAGAGUUAAAUUAUCGUUCAUAACAUAUACUCCCCCAAAACUAAGUUGUCAUUUUGACUUUUAACGAGUCGGCGUAAUUAUGAAUAAUGAAAAUCUAAAUAUUUUAGAAACUAAGCUAUAAGUUCAAUUGAAAUGCAAAAAUCGAAUUUUAAUAUGAUAAAAAUUUAGGGAUAUUUUGAGUUUGCACCCCACUUUAUUGUUGAAAUUAGACUUUGCACCCCAUUUUUGAAAUCUUUAGUAUUUGCACCCCAACCCCGUAUGAAAAGACUAAAAUGCCCCUCAGUUAACAAUUUUGUUGGCCUUCAACAUAUUUCUGAUCGAGGGGCAUUCUUGUCUUUUCAUACGGGGUUAAGGUGCAAAUACUAAGGAUUUCAAAAACGGGGUGCAAAGUCUAAUUUCGACAAUAAAGUGGGGUGCAAACUCAAAUUAUUUGCAAACUCAAAUUAUUGCAAAUACUAAGGAUUUCAAAAAUUUACUAUGUAAAAUUCGAGAAUAUAAUAAAAGUUAAAUUCACUGCGUAAACUUGGAAUGAGAACUUCAAUUGGGUUGACAUCCCUCAAUUAAAACCAGAAAAAUACAGGUGUUGAACACACUGGCCUAGAAAGGAGAAAACAUUAGGUACAAGCAAGGUAGUCAAAGCCGUGAGGCCCAGCGCGCACCGAAGGCGUUACAGUGCUCAAAUCGCAUGAGGUGCAAGGCCCAAAAAAGUGCCGUGCACCAUCUAUAUACAAAAAAUAUAUACCAUAGUUGUAAUUUUAAAAUAUAAACAAGUUAGAAAAAUGGCAAAAUAUUUUCAAAAGUAAUGUUCCCAAGUGUUUAAUAUUUUUGGUGUUUGGUAAAAAUGGCAUUGUCACAAUAAUGAGAUGGCUAGCUGCUAUGUUCCCGGGCUAGAGCUUACGUCAACCGGUGGUUGGUGAGGGGAGAGACAUGCCUUUCCUCUAUUUUUGCAGGCAAUAUAAUAUUGGGGAAGUAAGGGGAGGCAGGGAAAGAGAUAAAACUUCAAGAGUUUUAUGAAGUUCCUUUCUCCUUGAUAAGUAUUCAAUUGGUUUCCAGUGGCGGACGCAAAGCGGGGCAUAUGGGGGCCUCCCCCGCCCCCUCCAAUUUUUUUCCUAGUAGGCUGCUUUCCCAGGAACUAUGUGAGGACAUUAGUCCACUUGAGAGCUUAAGGCUAUCUCAUCAAGCUUUGGAGGGGAUCAUACAAACAUUCAACGUUUAUAUCAACAUGUUGAUAAACGCGUUGCCUGGGUCGAUGGAAACUGAAAACAUUGAGGGAACUGGACACAGAAUUGUAAGAAUUGCAGAGACUGAAGCCCAACAGACAGCAUUGCUAGCCAAUGCAUUGUUGUUAGCGGAUGAGCUCAUCCCACGUGCAGCCAUGAAGCUCUCGCCUUCACAUCAACAGCAGACGAACAGAAUGGAGGAUUCGGCUAAAAGAUCCUCUGAGAGGCGUAUUCCAGAGCAGAGGGAACUUAAGCGAAGACUUCAGCGGUUAGUUGAUCAAUUACGUGACAGCUUCUGUAGACAGCACACGCUUGAACUUAUUUUUGGAGAAGACGGUGUGGUUCGAUUGAAUGCGGAUAUGUAUCUGAAUAUGGAUGAAAGUGGAGAAGAGCCUGAAUGGUUCCCGUCUCCAAUAUAUCAGGAACUAUUUGAAAAGUUGACAAGAAUUGCCAACAUUGCAUCAGAACUGUUCAUUGGAAGGGAAAGGUUUGCAACUAUGCUUUUGGUCAGGCUAACUGAUACUGUCAUCCUUUGGCUUUCUGAAGACCAAAACUUUUGGGAAGAAAUUGAGCAAGGUCCACGGCCUUUAGGUCCAUUAGGACUUCAGCAGGUUUUCCUUCUCAACUGCUCUUGUUACUGUGGCUAGUUUUCUUCGUGUCAAAUAAUAAUAAUAAUUAGUAUCUUAACUCAUAGGAGAGAGCAGACCUAGCAGUAAGAAAAUUAAUAUCCAGCCCAACAAGGAUAAUUUAUUAAGAUUUGAAGUGUAUAUUAAAGAUUAGCCAUAGGAGUAACUCAAUAUUUGAUGUGUAAUAUCAUACUGUGUAUUUAUCUAAUGUGGGUCAAACUAUUAAACAUAAAAACAUCUCUACACCACUCCAUUUGGGUAAUACAAAGCCUCUGCUUGUUUCCAUUAGUUCAGGAUUUGGUAGGGUAGAGAAGAGGAGGAUCAAUUAUAUUUUUUAAAUUAUUUAUGCAUUUAGGUGAUUGAAAAUAAAAUGAAGAUAAUAAAUAAUAUAGAAGAACAUGAUCUAACUGAUCAUAUAAUUAUUUCUUAUACAAACUUAACAAAGAGAUAAAUUAAUGAAAUAAAAGUUAGAAAAUGAGUUAAGCUCAAGAACUGUUUAAUUCAUAUUUUGUAAACAUGAUCACUUUUUUUUCUCUCUCGUGAUUUUGUCUUUCUUCUUUUGGUCUCUUAAUUACCACAAAGAAUGUAAAAAAGGUUUUCUCUUUCUGCACAUCUGUUUCUUCUUUUGGUUUCUUAAUUACCACAAAGAAUGUAAAAAAGGGUUUCCUUCGAUUCUCUCCCAAAUCAAUGUCAUCAUUUUCCAAAGCAAAAUACGUGGCUAACAAUAAUGGCGGGUAUAAUUUUGACAAUGGCAGAACUUAAGAUAGAAACGAAAGCACAUCAAGAUAUAAUUGUUUAUAUGGUUUGAUUUUAUUUCGGUUUAUCUUCAUUUUUUCCUUGAUUGGGUCCUUUAUCCUUUAUUUCUUUUAUUCCCAGAACCAAUGGCCGGAAAAUAUCAAAUGCCAAACCACCCACUUACGCUAGCAUUGAUAUUAAGACUUAGGUUCCACACUGAAAGUUGAAAUCUGAAAUUUGUGUUUGUUUUUAGUCUUAGUCAGAACAGAGUUUCUUGGAAUAUACUUGACUAUGAUAUCACUUUUGUCUGGACACUGGAGUCCCAGACUUCGCAUUGAAUGCCUUAGGCUGUGAACCGAAGAUUCUUAGUUGCUCUACGCAAGGGGUGGAGGGUUGUGACUUGCCCAGUCAUAUACGAACAAGGUGAUAUGCCUGCAUGGGUAGCUCAUCUGGUCUUGGCUGUAAAAUUUUGGUGUAAGAACGAGGCAAUGAUACACUUUAUGGAGCACACCGGAAUUGAUUUCAUUGCUAUUGGGGUGUACCUAUGCCACGAUAGAGAGGAAAGUUGCUAUUGGUUAGAGCCUCGGCCCUUGCCACGACCUGAUCACCCUUGGCCACGACCUCUAUUGAAUGGUAAGCCGUCCAUGUUUGACAUGGUCGCUGCCUCCAAACUUGCUUCGUUGCUGACUUCGCGAGUGGUUCAAAUUGAACUGUUGAAGCUGCCAAUGAGGGUCCGUUUGUUCCGCUUUUGAGUUUUCUAUGGGUUGUUAUAGCGUGUUCCAUUCUACUUCUAAUUAUUUUAUGGGAAAAGUGGCAAAUAUGUUCUGCUACUGUAUAUGGAAAGUCAAUUAAGCUCCGUACUUUAACUUUCAUUAAUUACAUCCUUGAAGUAUGUAAAUUUAUUAAAUCCAAUUUUUGGCAAGUAACCUUCCAAUUUUUGGCAAGUCACCUGCGACAUAAACGUGACCUAAGCGAAGCAAUGAAAGCACAUUAAUGCAAACAAGAUUAAAUUGAGGCGUUAUAUAUAUCUUCAAAAUAUUAAUUAAUUUAACUGCUACUAUAAUUCUCAGUCAUACAUGCGCAGAUGCACUGUGUGUUUGCUCAUGUGGUAGUCUGUCAAGUACUCCUCAGUCCUGGUUAUUUUCCUUCUCUUUUCUUUUGUUUUUUCUUCUUUUCCUUUCCUUUUCUUUAUUUUCCUUUCUCCUUCCAUAUUCCCUCUUUUCUUCCUUCUCCACGGAGGUCGAGCUGCCUUGACUAUUAAUCUUUUACAAUGCUGUAAUUACAACACUAAACUUAGAUACUACUAAGAAGAUGUUAUGUUUGUCUUAUUCUUAUUACUAAUUGCUUAUUGUUAUUUUAUUCGUCUUAUGGAUCGGUAUUAAGCUUCGGUAGAGGAGCGAGAGACUGUGUGUUGUUUCUUGGUCUUCCAGGAGAUAGGAGAAUCACCAAGAAAUAUCAUCCAUCCUGCAAGAGAACGUCGAGUAAGUGGACAGCUAGCCCAGUCUGAAUUACACCAGCCGGUAAGAGCAAGAUCAGGGGUGGAGCAAAGAAUUAUUCCCUGACCCAGAGUGCUUUUGAGAUAACGAACAAUCCGCAAUGCCACCGACCAAUGAUCCUGAUGUGGAGCCUGCAUAAAUUGAGAUAAGAUAUGAACAACAUAUGCAAAUCCGGUUGGGUGAAAGAGAGAUAGAUCAAGCGCUCAACAAGACUUCGAUAAGGUUCCGGAUCAACUAAAAAAUCACUCUGAGAAAGAGCCAAUGCAUGGUUUUGCUCCAUAGGGAAAGCUGCGGGUUUUGCCCCUAGAAGACCAGUUUCAGAAAUAAUGUUCAGAAUAUAUUUGCGUUGGCAAAGAAAAAUGUCGUCAGUACUAUGAGGCGCCUCGAUCCUGAGAAAAUAUUUUAGCACACCGAGGUCCUUCAUAUGAAAUCAUUUAUGCAAAUAUGAUUUGAAUUGAGAGAUAGUUCUUGAAUCAUUGCUGGCUAUAAUCAAAUCAUCCACAUAAAUAAGAACGUACAAAUGAACUGUCCCCUGACACAGUGUCAAAAGGGAGUAGUCAGAGUAAGACUCUAGAAAACCAUAAUUUCAAGGGCUUUCUUACCCGACGGAGGUGGCUCCAUGACCCAAGUGUGAUUAUUUUCAAGGGCUCGAAUUUCACUCUGCAUAGCCUCACGCCAACCGACAACGGUCAUAGCCUCUUUAAAAGAUUGAGGUUCACGUCCUGCAAGUAACGCUCCAAGAAAAGUACGAUGACCAAUUGAAAACUUGUCACAUUUUACAAUAUUAGCUACUCCCUCUGUCCCAUAAAACUUGGCCAAUGUUGACUUGCACGUAGAUUAAUAAAGUAAAAACUGUGUGGUUGAUAUUUGUGCAGAGGAGAGAGAAAUAACUUUAGCCACAUAUUUGUUACUUUAAAUGGAAAUGGCAAAGUUUUUUGGGACGGUCAAAAAAGGAAAGUUGGCCAAGUUUUAUGGGACGGAGGUAGUAUAAGAUAAGGCGUACCUGAGGAACUGACGGAGGAGGUAGACAACGGGGAUGGGCUCAAUGAGCGGACAUGAUGCGUGACAAAGUCCCAUAACAGAACUAAUGAAGCUUGGAGCGUAAACCCCGACCAAGGGCAUCAAUGGCUGACUGGGCAGCCGCGGCAUGCUGAGAAGUCAAAGUCGAGGUAGUGUUGAUCGGAGGAGACCCUGCCACCUCAGGUUGUACGACUACGGGAUCAGGAUCAAAUAUCAUCGGAGAUGAGUCCUUCAAAGCGGUGUCAUGCGUAGAAGAUUCCUCGGACGAAGGAAGCGAAGCCAAAAAUGGAAAAUCACCCUCAUGAAAAAUCACAUCUCUGAAAACAAAUAUUUCACCCGUGAUGCAGUCAAACACUUUCCACCCCUUUUUGCCAUGAGGAUACCCCACAAAAACUCCACGACGGCUUGGUGGGAAAAUUUUGUUUUCACGGCAUUUGAUAUUGUGAGCAAAGCACAAACAUCCAAACACCCGUAAGUGAGAGAAAUCGGGUAGAACACCAUUAAGAAGCUCAUAAGGCGUCUUACCGCCCAAAAGAGCAGUCGGGGUCCUAUUAAUGAGAUGCACUGCGGUGAGGACACGUUCUCCCCACAAUCGGAUGGGUACAUUAGCCUGAAACAUUAAUGAUCGUGCCACAUUUAAAAUGUGACGGUGUUUGUGCUCUACUCGCCCAUUUUGCUGGGGUGUAUGGACGCAGGAGGUUUGAAAUUGAAUAUUGUGUGCAUCAAAGUAAGGUAGCUUACAUUUAAAUUCGGUCCCAUUAUCACUACGCACAAUUUUGAUAGACAAUACAUGUUGUUUCUCAUUCGUAGCAAUAAAUGAGAGGAAAAAUUGAUGAACCUCCUUUUUGUCACGUAAUAAAAAAACCCACACAACACGGGAAAAUCAUCCACAAGCAUAAGGAAAUAAAUUGCAUCACAAGUAGAUGGGGUUUUAUACGGUCCCCACAAAUCGCAAUGAAUAAAUUCAAGUAUCCUACUUGCUUUAUUAUUACUACUAGGAAAGAAAUCACGAACUUGCUUUGCCUGCGGACACACCUAACAAGCCUUAUUCAAUUUUUUCUAAGAACUAGAAACAACUGCAGGUAAUAAUUUAAGGACCCGAUCAGAAGGAUGACCUAAACAGCGAUGCCACAAUUCAAACUCCGAUACUGCUGUGGACAUUUGGACAUUAUGCAAAACCGGUACCCGUCUGAAACAAAAGAGCCCGUCUUGUCAUUCACCGACUCCAAUCAGGUUCCUCGAGUGUGGGUCCUAUAUAGCACAAAGAUUAUUAGUAAAAGUGACAAGGCAAAUGGAUUGGUCCGUUAACUGUGACACUGAAAUAAGAUGACAAUGAAGUCCUGGCACAUAAAGAACAUUAUCAAGAAUAAGAUCAUUGGCCAAGGUGACUCGGCUAGUCAAGACCGUAGCCAUCCUACGUACGUCCGGCAAUCCCACUGAACGCGCAGGGAUGCUGACGGGGUUCACAAGACAAGUAACAUCCCUUGUAACGUGAUGUGAAGCCCCAGUGUUACUGAUCCACUUAAGAGAAGAAUAUGUACCCGACAUCCGGUCACAAGAUCGAGUAUCGACAUUAAUUAAAUUCAAGAGAGCAUGCACCUGCACAUUGCUUAAAUUAGUCAAACCAUUAUUGCUCGUAUACGAAGUAGACGAGCCUUCAGCCGCUGGCAGUAGAGUAGUCGCCACAACAUGUGUCCGAACCCCUCCUCCAUGGCUAGCCGGUGGUCCCUUGCUUUGGUUUCGUUCCUCCCACCAGUCCGGAUACCUGUGCAAUUUAAAGCAUGAUCUGACCUCAUGACCCUUCUGCUUGCAGUGAGUACAAGUGGGCCUCGGACGAUAUGAUUUUUCUACACGACUUUUAGUAGUGCGGUCCACCAUAAGGGCAAAUGCGUGGACGUCCGCCGCGGUGUUCUUCCCAUGAGCGACUGCCCUGGAAUUUUCCUCCUGGAGAAAUGCUUGAAGUGCACGGUCAGUAUCCGCCAAAGGGUUCUGUGAUAGGAGAUUUGAUCUUACUGUCCCAUAUAAUUCAUCAUCAAUUUCGACCAAGAAUUGGUGGAACCGUUCUUCAUCUCGUUCUGCCUCAAUCUUCCUAACGACGUUACACUUUUCCCUGCUUUUAACAUUCCAUUUUACAAUCCUUGUUGUAACCUAUGUUGUGAAUCAAAUGUUGAUUAGAGUUGGUCAUUUUUGGAUUGGAUACAACUUUUCAUGUUUGAAAUCAAGGGAUCAAUGGAGUCCUUUGUAAACCUUCCAGCAGAUAUGAUGGAAGAAUUAAGUAUUGGGUGUAUUCAGAGGCGUAACCAAGACGUAAAAGAGGGUGGGCCGGAUUAUUAUCAUUUAAAGUUAUUAUCAUCUCAAGUAUAACUCAUAAAUUAAAAAAACAACACAAUUAAUUGAAGUACAUCACAAAAUUUAUUACUACUAAAAAUAUAGUGCACCAUGUUAAAAUGUUAAAUGAACUUGACAGUAUUCUACCUUAGCAAACUCAUAGAUAAGAGAACCUAUAUCUAUUUUGCUAACAAGAUCACUUUCAUUGCAAAUUGCCAAACUAUCAUUAAGAAAUUUAUCAUUUAUCGUGUUGCAAAUCAUUUGCAACGGAGCCAAAUACUCACUACUCCCUCCGUCCCCUUUUAAAUGUCCCAUUUUACCAUAUUGGGAUGUCCCUAUUCAAAUGUCACAUACCUUAUUUGGUAAAGUUUGUGUGGCUCAAAAUCAUUCUUACUUUAUUCUUACUUUAUCUAUUAAUAUCAACCACACAAACCUACAUUUCUUAAAACUCGUGCCACCCUCUUCCGGGACAUUUAAAAAGGGACGGAGGGAGUAUUUUUUUUUGAGAAUAUGAUGGAAAAAAACAAAAUGACUUAUUAAACUGUCUGCGCUUCUUUAUUAUGAAAUAACAGUCACUAUAUGCAAUUUUUUACGUGAUUUUCACUGUGGGUCAUCCGGAAAUAGUUUUUCUGUACUUUAAUAUAGAGGUAAGACUGCGUACAUCUGACACCUCCUUACCCCACCGUAAGUGGGAGCCUCUAUGACAUUGGGGUAAUGAUGAAGAAAGAUCGUGUUGCAAAUCACAAUUUUAACAUGUUUCAUUAUCUAAAAUGCUCUUAGUUCUGGCUGUAGAAACCAGAGUUCGUUGCCGUGCUGCGUCACCUACGUGCAGUUGGCCGAAUGGUAUUUGAGUAUUUGACCUUUACUCUCUGCCCUGUGUUUUGAUUAGGCAUUUUAGGCACAUGAGUCGAGCCAUGGCCCUCAUUAGCGUAACUCACCAAGUGAGCUGCCAUGCCAAGCUGAGUAACAUUUUUAAUUCACUGGGCCGCUUGAUGUAUUUCCACUAUCUUUUUCAAAGUAUUAGGCCGUUUUUCCAAGCACUGGGCCAGUUAGCUUUUUAGUCCUACUCGUAAAAAUAAUUGCACUGGGCCAGGACCCAUUCAAUCCCCACCUCCUCUAGUCGGUAUAUUACCAAUUUACCAAGAUCGGGAGUGUGCAAUCCUUUUUGGCCAAUAAUUCAUACGGAGUAGUGGAGUAGGGGUGUGCACUAUCCGGUUUAAACCGUAAAACCGGACCGAACCGGACCGGAAAAACCGGAACCGGAUCGAACAAAAAUGAUAUUCAGUCCGGUUUCGGUUAUGAAAAUUUAGGAAACCGGUUUCCAGUCCGGUUCUGGUUUAAAACCGGAUUAUUCCGGUUUGAACCGGAUUUAACCGGUUUUGCAAUAUUUUUAAAAAUAAAUUUACUAAUACUAAUAUAAUAAUAGUUAUAAAAUAAAAAAUAAUACUCCAUACUACUAACAAUAUAUAAUAGCAAUCAAUUUCAUAAUGCUUAUAAUAUAUAUUGUCCUAAUAUUAUAUUUAUCCAUUCAUUUCUAUUCUCAUAAUAAUAAAACUAACUAAUAUAUAUUAUUAUAGUCUCAAGUUACUCCAAUAUUUGCUCA
Molecule: messenger RNA, 10288 nt
Organism: Cuscuta europaea
Lineage: Eukaryota; Viridiplantae; Streptophyta; Magnoliopsida; Solanales; Convolvulaceae
Source: the annotation of a GenBank genome assembly